Girardinichthys multiradiatus is the source of this 3888-nucleotide messenger RNA. RefSeq names its product dehydrogenase/reductase (SDR family) X-linked (gene dhrsx). The transcript has 7 exons. Bases 139 to 1116 code for a protein of 325 amino acids. Lineage: Eukaryota; Metazoa; Chordata; Actinopteri; Cyprinodontiformes; Goodeidae. The record is from RefSeq and is a predicted model, not a curated record.
CUUCACUGCCUGCUGCACCGUGUGACGCAGACGUUUGAAGGGCGGAACACCAGAUAUGUUCUGCUGGUGUUGGAGGCGGCGUGACUGGCUCAUUUCACCGCUGCGUCGCGCUGAGCCACACAGGCUGCAGGUUAAAGGAUGUGGCUGUUGUCAGUUCUGGUUCCUCUCCUCAGACUGUACCUGUGUGGGAUCAGAGUUCUGCUGUACCAAAUGUUCCACCGAUCCUUUGAGAUGCCAGUCUUACCCAAGCAAAAUAAACGGGUUGCCAUAGUGACCGGAGGUACCAGAGGAAUGGGGUUUGAGACUGCAAGACACCUGGCAAGCCUGGGCAUGCAUGUCAUCAUAGCUGGGAACGAGAGAGAAGAGGGCGCCUUAGCCGUCAGAAGGAUAAAUGAAGAGUCCAGUGAAGGGGAAGCUGAGUUUAUCUUUGUGGACCUGACCUCCCUGAAAUCAGUUAGAAACUUUGUCCAGAUGUUCCGAGACAGAGCUCUGCCGCUCCAUGUUCUCAUUAACAAUGCUGGGACCAUGCUGGUUCCUGAGAAACGGACAGAGGACGGGUUUGAAUUCCACUUCUGCCUGAACUACCUGAGCCACUUCUUGUUGACCAACCUGCUGCUGGACCUGCUGAAGAAGUCUGGAAAGAAUGGCCGCAGCUCCAGAAUCAUCAACAUGGCCUCCGCCACACACUACGCAGGAGAGAUAAACCUGGAAGACCUGAACAAGAGAACCAUCUAUAGCUCCCAUGCUGCGUACUCCCAAAGCAAGUUGGCCCUGGUCCUCUUCACCUACUACCUUCAGGCGCAGCUUAUGGCUGGGGGCUUCGCUGUCACUGUAAAUGCUGUGGACCCUGGGAUGGUGGAUACGGCGCUGUACAAUAACCUCUGGACCUUAGCACAGAUGCUGAAGAAACUAGUGGCCAGUGUUCUGUUCAGGGCUCCAGCAGAGGGAGCCUCCAUAUCGGUGUAUGCUGCAGCUGCGUCUGAGUUGGAAGGGGUGGGAGGCUGUUACCUGUACAACGGUCAGAAGACACAGUCCUCAGAUCUGUCCUACGACUCGGAACUGCAGGCCCAGCUGUGGAAGAAGAGCUGCCAACUAGUAGGACUUCAGGAGGCCUGACACCACCUAUCACAUUGGAAUACACACAUAUAAAAACACCUUCAGCUUCAGAAGCCUUUACAUUGUCUUCUCUGUCCUCUGCAUGUUAUUCUUUUGAGAACAUAAAUUCAGUUGCCUUCAAAUAACCUCUGUCAUGUUGCCUGAACCUUGAUCCACUUACCAUCAUUGUGAAUGAUGUUUGCAAACCGCUAUUUCUGGACAGAGUUCAGAAUUUGUCAGCAUUUCAGUCAAGUUGAGGUGUUGACUUUGACUGGACCUUGAUUGUUUUUUCAGACGUUCUUUUGUAGAUUUGCUGCUGUGUCCAGUUAAUGAGGCAGUUCGAUCCGUUUCUCAGACUGGUGACCUCACAUUUGACUCCAGAGUACAGAAAGGUUAAUGGCCUGCUCAGUGACUAAAUAAUGAACAGGUCCUGAGGUGCUGCCUUUUAAAGUUAUGGAUAAAAUCUGUUGAUUCUUCACCCAAACACUAUGCAGCAGCAUUUCUGUUGUGCAAUGGGUGGGUUUCACAUGACAUCAUGGUCACGUGACCGCACUUUGUGAAUGCCAUCUUAGGUUGCAGCUGCAGCCUGUUUUCGCUGUGAAGCAAAACUCCGGACCAUUCAUUUAACUAUGGGGAAAACUUGCUUAAUUGUGUGUUGUGCUGCGCGUGGUGGUCAAGACCAACGUUCAUUCUAUCAUCUGACAGCCGUGAUAGAUCAGUGUGAGAAAACACAAACACUGAGUACACAAUGCUGACUACUGUGGCUGAAUCGGAUAUCCAGGGCGGAUUUGGACGGUUUGAACCUCACUCACGCCCGAGUGUGCAGUGCACAUUUUUUAUAUUAUUCUGGAAAGUAGUCUGCCAAGACCGUGAGCCAAUCAGUUGAUUCUGACCCAAGUGGCAGCACUCAGCACUGUGACCUACUUCAGUAAGCUGCCCCCUUACGCCUUGACCAGUUAGAUGUAGGCUGCAAUUUACCUUUACUGUUAUGCUGUAAAUGAAUUAUGUAGUAAUAUACCUAUUAUGUAAUUAUCCUAUAAAAGGCAAUAUGAAACUUAUUAUGGAUUUUUGCCUAUGAUGUGGCUAUGAAAAAAAUAGUUGUUCAGCCAAUCGUCCGGAUUUGCGCUAAACAAGCCAACAUAUGGAUCCACCUUGUUGAUGACCGCAAUUUUCAUGAGGUGCAUGGCCUUAUCAGGAGGCUGUAACGACUCCAGAUACUUAUCCAUGGUCCUCCGGCUCAUCAAGAUGGAGUUCUGAAUGUUCUGCUUAUUUCUCUAAUCUGCUUUAAUUUUUGAAUGUGGUUACCAUGCAGCGCAGCUCUCAGUGUGUCCUUUAUUUCUUUCUCUUUUUCAGAUGUUAAUACUUUGUGGCUUUGAGUUUUUGUUUGAUCAACUAUUGAACACCAGGUUUCUUAUCAACCUGCAACUGAUUGACUUGUACACAUAAAUGGCUUGAAAAUUGUAAAUGUUCAUCAUUCACACAGCCCUUUCUAAUAGACAGAGGCCUACAGAAAUGCAACUCUUCAACUCUUUCACAUUUGGCCCUGUUCCAGCCACAAAUCAGAUUUUAUUGGGCUUUUAAGUGACAGACCAACACACUGUAGCGUGGAAUAUGAAGUGGAAGAAAAGUGGUUCAUGCAUUUCAAAAUCUGAAAAGUGAGUCUUAGUGUUGUGUUCAGCCCAUAUUUUGUAGAACCACCUUUUGCUGCAGGUCUUUACUGGCUUUAAACAUCUAUAGACAAAACAGUUCAAGUUCACUCGGAUAUGAUGGAGCACAUCUUUUAGCGCCAGUUUCCAAGACAUGCAACAUUUUCUAAGUUGGAUUUAGGUCUAUACUUUGAUUAGGCCAUUCUAUUACAUGAAUAAGCUUUGAUCUAAACUAUCCCAUUGUAGCUUUGGUCUUAUUUUUAGGGUCAAGGAAAGCGAAGAAAAGCGUCCCCACCACAUGAUGGUGCCACCACCAUGUUUUACCUGUAGGGUUUUAUUUAGAGGCAUCAGAGUAAGGAUGGGGAGCUGCUCUUUGUUGGUUCUUCAUAUAAAAUCCAUUGAUGUUUAUGGUUAUAAUGUGACAAAUUUGAAAAGUUAAAAGCAUGUGAACACUUUUGCAAAGCACUGUAGGACUGGAAAGUGAUUUAACAGUAAUUUCUCCUUUGCACUUUACAUCAAUCUCUAUAUUUACUUGGCAAAUCUGCAGCAAGGAAUGAAUCAUGUCCAAAUAAUAUAUGUUCUUGCUGUCGGUGCUGGUUAUUGUAGACAGUGGACAGUUAAAGGUUUUGCCCUUCUGUCAAUUAAAGCUUGAAAUAAAUACAUACAUGACUGUGUGUGACGUUUCAGUUGCUCCAUUUUAACGUGUUAAUUCAGAAAGUGAAGAAAAUUCCUCCUGGAUUACUGGUGAUAGUGGAAAAAUUCAAAUAGGUCACCCUGUUUAGUAUCUGAUUUACUAUGUGUGUCCUAAAUGAGCUUGUUGUUUAUGAGAUUGCCAUUUCAGACUUGAUCUACUCUUGGACCUUGCAUUUCAGGCAUCUCUUUCUGAUAUGAACGUAGUGUUUACCCAAGAGAAGAUACCUCUCUUCUCUCCGAGGCGUCACAUCAUGCUCACCUCUGAAGCGCAAGGUCUGUUUUAUCUCCCUGUCUCUGUAAUGUAAACUACUUUCUCAUUUUGUGAGUGGUUAUAAAAAGUCUGUUUACCUGUUUACGGCAGGACAGGCAGACUGAGAUACUGGUUUGGUUGUAUCCUCUGUCCGUUCUCAAUCCUUGCAAGAAUUUAAUAAACGUGCCACUUUGAUUCUCACCA